Messenger RNA from Suillus plorans, 1095 nucleotides. RefSeq lists its product as uncharacterized. The coding region runs from base 1 to 1095 and encodes 364 amino acids. The record is from RefSeq and is a predicted model, not a curated record. The transcript has 5 exons. Lineage: Eukaryota; Fungi; Basidiomycota; Agaricomycetes; Boletales; Suillaceae.
AUGGCUGACCUGACUGCUGAUGAAGGCCACAAGGAAUUCCAUGGCGUGAGACCAGCAGAAUUUAGGUUAAUACACGAGGCAGGAGAAGCGGGCCGAAUUUUGACGAAGGCCGAGGCUUGCUUACGACUACGACAAGCACAUCUUGUCCGUCACAUGCCUAGCUUUCUGCACGAAGCUUCUUUCGAUUAUCUCAAAUGUCACCUCACACUGGCAAUAGCUCAACUUCCGUAUGAUCCCGAGUUAGUUGAAAUGACGAUAAGCAUGAACUAUCCAUUGAAGAUUGGGGGUGGUAAGAUCGUGAACCCAGAUAUGACCAUCACCAUCUCUGCGGUUGAUGAUACACCAUCGGUGGUCCUGGUUCCCGCUAUCGGGGAGUGCGCAUUCUCGCAGAAUAGGGAUAUUUUAGCCAUCAUAGUUCUCGUGCACGAAGGCAUACAUUACGCCUGUCCCAAUCCCGAUUCAAUCGCAUCGAAGGAGUUACGCAACGGGGAAGAUGACCCUCAAUCUCUCUCUCUCGACGAAUUCAUUAGCCAACGCACAAUGCCACGAUCUUUCGACACACCUAUCAGGGUCGGUGAGCAUGACUGGUGCCACAUCCAGUCCGUUGAAUACUUCGUAUGGGUGAAGGGUGAUCACCAAGAUCGGAUCGAUGUUCGUAAUCAUGAUCCUCAGUUCAUGGCUCACGGGACUUUGGCCCCCAACUUGAACAUGGACGCUGUAACGGCCAUGCUCGAGAGAGGUGUGCGCAAGAUCAGAGAUUGUCUAGUCUCCUUCUCACGGGAGCUGAGCGAUGAAGUUGAUUGCUCCGAGUUAGAAAAUGCUGAAGUCAGGCAGCCCAUUGUAUGGCGCCUUGGUGCCAAGAACGUGAUGAAAGCAGCUGAUCUCACCGCACAUCAGCGCUAUGAUCUCUGGCAUGAUGAAGUCUUCAAAGGCGUCAAACGCUCGCACGACGAAUCCUACGAGCCUACUGAGUCGGAGUGCAGCUCCUCGGACUCGGAAGUAUCGGCUACUAUCUCUUCUCAAGACAGCCUCGCUCAAGACCUUGCGGGGUUUAAGUGUACAUGCAAACACCGCAGCAAGCGUGUGAAGGCUUAG